Messenger RNA from Aspergillus oryzae RIB40, 2001 nucleotides. RefSeq names its product putative flavin-binding monooxygenase. Lineage: Eukaryota; Fungi; Ascomycota; Eurotiomycetes; Eurotiales; Aspergillaceae. The record is from RefSeq and is a predicted model, not a curated record. Bases 1 to 2001 code for a protein of 666 amino acids. The transcript is spliced from 4 exons. Gene Ontology annotation, molecular function: flavin adenine dinucleotide binding; N,N-dimethylaniline monooxygenase activity; NADP binding.
AUGUCUCUUGCUCAAAAUCAUUACGUUAUCAAGCUCCCCGUGACACCUUCGAGGACUAGAUCCCUAGAACCCCGUGCAAUUGCCCAACAGUGGAUCGCGAAUCUAGAUGUUCUCCUUAACCGUGGAGACUUUUCGCAGCUCCCAGAGCUCUUUCACCAAGAGUCCUGGUGGAGAGACAUGCUAGCCUUGGCUUGGGACCUUCGUACGAUUCAGAAUUGCAACAACAUUGAAGACUACCUUCGCCAGAAUCAACCACGAUCUCAACUUUCGGCCUUCCGUCUGCAACAUGAGGGCAAGUUUCAGCCCACAUUCGACAGGCCAGUGGAAGGCCUAAGCUGGAUAUCUUCCAUGUUCUUUUUUGAGACCCGUGUCGGACGCGGAACCGGCGUUCUUCGUCUCACUCAGAACGACGCCGGAGCAUGGAAAGCCUACUCAAUCUACACUUCGCUACAAGAGUUUAAAGACUUCGAGGAGCCUCUUGGAUCAAAAAGACCAGAAGGAACUAUCGAAACAAUGCCGGGAGGUCUUAGUCAAGGGAAUUGGCUAGAAAGACGCCAGAGACAGCUCGAGUUCAUGGAUGAGGAGCCUACUACACUUGUUGUGGGCGCUGGUCAAGCUGGUCUUAAUAUGGGUGCCCGACUUCAAUCCCUCGGUGUUUCCUGCCUGAUAGUCGACCGGAAUGAGAGGAUCGGCGACAACUGGAGAAAGCGCUACAGGUCCAAGAACCCUGCUAAUAAGACGUUACUCCAGACUCUAGUAACCCACGAUCCGGCAGAAUUUACUCACAUGGCGUACCUUCCUUUCCCAAAAAACUGGCCGCAAUUCACCCCAAAAGAUAAGCUUGGCGACUGGUUCGAAGCAUAUGCUAGCAUCAUGGAGCUGAACGUGUGGCUCCAGACCAGUAUCAAAUCUGCGGUAUAUGAUGACGCAAAAGCACAAUGGUCAGUGGUUGUAACCCGAGGUGAUGGGUCCGAGCGAACCCUCCAUCCACGCCAUCUCAUCUGGUGCACCGGUCACUCCGGUGAACCAAAGGUUCCGACUUUCCCAGGACAACCCCAGUUCAAGGGGCAAGUAUACCACGGUAGUCAACACAACGAUGCAUCCAAGCAUGACGUUAGAGGAAAGAAAGUUGUCGUCGUAGGUACUGGGAACAGCGGACACGACAUUGCUCAGAACUUCUACGAGAACGGUGCACAAGUAACAAUGCUCCAAAGAAGUGGAACGUAUGUCAUCACAGCAGAGAAGGGUGUCUUUAUGAUGCACGAGGGCCUGCACGAAGACAACGGACCACCAACAGAAGAAGCCGACAUCAUGUCAGAAAGCCUCCCAUACCCAGUUCAAUUCGCGCUCGCCGUUCACUUCACAAAGAGGGCAUACGCUGCGGAAAGAGACAUCUUGGAGGGCCUCCAAAAAGCAGGUUUUGAGCUCGACUUCGGCGUAGACGGCGCCGGCAUCUCCCGCGCAUACAUGACUCGAGGCGGAGGUUACUACAUUGACGUCGGAUGUAGUCCGCUCAUUGCCGACGGCAAGAUCAAGGUCAAGCGUAGUCCCAAGGGAAUCACUGGCUUCAAUGAGCACAGUCUGAUCCUGGAAGACGGCAGCUCUCUUGAAGCAGACAUAGUCGUCCUUGCUACCGGAUACGAUAACAUGCGGACCACCGUCCGCAAGAUUCUAGGUGAUACAGUCGCAGACCGGUGCAAGGAUGUUUGGGAUCUUGAUGAGGAAGGAGAGGUUAAUGCGGUACGUUCUCUUGCUCAUCUUACGCUUACGGUUUACCCUUUCCUCUACCCUACCAUACACUCAGUAAGCAUAUUGUCAGCACAACUUGCAAUACUAACAGUAAUACAGAUGUGGCGACCCUCCGGUCACCCGGGCUUCUGGUUCCAUGGAGGAAACCUAGCUCUAUGCCGUAUCUAUUCUAAAUUCCUGGCUCUGCAGAUCAAGGCUAUAGAAGCAGGUUUAGUCUCCCAGGGACAGGAUCAGACUCAGCCGAAAUUGUAG